Daldinia loculata is the source of this 4486-nucleotide messenger RNA. RefSeq lists its product as uncharacterized. The transcript is spliced from 3 exons. Gene Ontology annotation, molecular function: ubiquitin-protein transferase activity. Lineage: Eukaryota; Fungi; Ascomycota; Sordariomycetes; Xylariales; Hypoxylaceae. The record is from RefSeq and is a predicted model, not a curated record. Bases 193 to 4161 code for a protein of 1322 amino acids.
CUACCUAAUCUAUCCUUCCUAAUUUCCUCCCUGUACUUCUUUCAAACAUUUAACGCCUUCGAUUAAAUUUUGUUGUCGGCUUUCGCGACCUCGAUAAAUCUCCCCCGCCAUCGAGCUUCUACCACCGAAAUCUACACCUACUACGAUCCGACCUUUGCUUCCUAUACGGGGGGCUUGUCUAUACCAUAUGUCAUGACGCGGGAAGUAAAUCGGCCAGCGGACGAUGGUCCUGGCCACAAUGCCCUCGAGGUUGACAUCAUAGCUGCUCUCUGGGAACAAGUCCCCUUUCCACGGUUACCCGCAGAUGCGCCAUCCGAGAUCAAAGAACUCGUUAUCGAUGUCGAGAAUCCCAAGAGGGUUUACGCUAUCUAUCGCACCAGUCGUCGCCAUGAUCUCCAGUUACUAGUCGAGAAGUUCAUAGCCCAACUGCGUUACGGAUGCGGCUUCAGUGCCUGUACUACCCCGUCGUGUUUUAGUUGCCGAAAACGACUGGCUGGUAAAGCCCCGAUUCGCCGAUAUAAUCCUACCAGUGCAAGGACUCUGGCCAUAUUCAUGGCAAGCCAGGACGAUGCCGAUAGUCGACUCUGCCCCCAUUUACACCCUCCGACCGGUCCUAGCGAUGCUAUAAAACCACUCAUAUUUGGCCUAAAGCGUGCGGCAUCUUCCAACGAUGCAAGCGGUCCGGCUUACACGGGCCUAGGGCCAAAGCUCAAGUCUACCAAGGGAGCUCCAGGCCGAGUAGCGUUGAAAAGGGGACAAUCACCGAUAGCAAGCUCCUCGCCAUCUGCACAGAUGAAUCGGAAGGGGACUGGCCAGAACCAUAGCAGACCUCCCGAAGUUGAUGCGACGAAGACUGAGCUACCAUCACAACCGGAUGGUAUGGAUGGAAUACAGAUUACUGAAAAGUCGAUUAGCAAGGAUUACCGCUCGUUCGCUGCUAAUGUGUUUGGAUCUGUCGCGUUUAAGAUGUUGGAGUGGUUAACACCGAAUAAUAUGGAAAGUAUGUCAAAGAGAGUCACGGCCGUAGAUAAUACACUAGAGUCUAUUGAACGGCUUCGAGAAACCGUAUCUCAAUUAGGAGGCCAGAGCGGAAGGACUAGUCCAACGUCUACUCCCUCGAGACCCGAAUCAGAGAACGAAGUCGGUCCUAGGGGGGCUUCUGAGGUUCAUCGAUAUACUACACGAGCACUCUCACCUAAGAACGAGGUUACCGGGUUCUACCAACGAGUACAUUCUGAGCGCUCGUCAGUUUCUAACUCGAAUCCUCAAACCCUACCACCACAUCAAAGGAGGACUUCUAAUACCCGGAUUCGUCCAUCCUCCGUUUCCAAGUCGCAGACUAAAGUUGUGCCCGAGCCUUCAGUCGACUCUAUCGUAGACGAAACAGGGCUCAUAUCGCCUAACAUUCCUACCCAGCCAGAAAAAGUAUCUAAAGGACUGAUUCGGCCUCCGCCAUCUAUAGCGCGACCUGCGUCUCAGGUUAUGGAGAGCGAUGUUCAUACACUGCCGGAAAGGGAAAUUGUAGGGCCUCCUAGUCCUCACCCCCACAUGGAUGAGCAUUGCUUUCAAUUGGAUGCAAUCAAUGGCGAAGAGACAUCAAGCAGUGCAGAGACUACGCGGUCCCUAGACGCACUUGAUGACUCUCAAGAUGCUCUAGACGCUCUAGAAACUACCGGCAAGACAGAUCCAACGUCCGAGCUGGAUUGCUACUUACCACAAUCGCUGUCACGCUUUAAUGUCCAAGCAAUCAAUUUCAUAUGCGACGUUUUACAAGAAGACGCUACCUCUGAGAGGCAUCUCCUAGAGCCACCAACCGUCGAUGAAUCUAUUAGACGGUCGUCAAACCGGCUCAAGUCGUGGAGGAGGAAAAGGAAAUCCCAAGCCUCUUAUCCACAAGAUCUCAGGUUACAAUGGAAGCUGUUUGUCGAACAGAGCAUAUUCCAUGUCCUGAGCGACCCUCAGGCCGUAUUGGACUCGUUUACCAGCGCCAAUGGUACUAUUGACUCGCAAACACUAUGGUACUGCAUGUUACGCUUAACAAGAGUAGCACCCAACCUCGUCUUCGACAGCCUCUGGAUUGCCCUGGCGGCUCUCUUUGCGCCGCCGAAGACCUUACAAUCUAUGAGGUCGCCGACUUCAAAGAUGUUCCUUGGUGUUAAAAAGUCAUUUACUAAUGUAGAGGCUGCAUCGCUCAUGUCUGUAUGCUUUCACGCUCUAGUCGCUGCGGCACCAUUAGUAAAUGAUUCAAGACAAUUAAAUGACAUGUCUCGUAUUAGAGCCCACGGGCUAUCGCUCGCUGGUGGCGGUACAGUUGCGAGACAGCCAACUUCCUUGUGUUUGCAAUAUGAAGACGCCUUCACAGAUAGCAUGGCUCUCCGGUUAGCAAGAAGGCUACUUAGGGUGAUCCCAACACGCCGAUAUUUCGACGAGCUGAUUGAACUAGACUUAGAUAAGGAGGGCGGAGUUAAAGAACCUGAUGUCGUUGAGUUAUUACUAUCGCACCUCGAGUCUUCUACGCAGUCAACAUUACAUUUUUCAAAAGCUGAGCGAAGCAUGCACGAAAAACGAAUUCCGGUUUUGCUUUUGGAUUGGGCAAGAGCCGUGAUGCUUCAUGAAUGGGAGGGCAAGCCAGAUAUUUCUGGGGAUGGCCCCUUUGGUGGUGCCCUCUCGCUGAUGACGGCUAUGUAUCAGAAGCGCCAAUCUCUCCUCCUAGGUGACGUGCAUUUUCGCGCCGAAUAUUUUGGCGACCGUCUCGAUCCUAUUCAGAUGCCGGUUUCAUGGCUAUCCUUUACCUCGACUAGGCAAAAGGUUCAUAUAUUGGAUUAUCCGUAUAUUUUUAAUCCCACGUCGUUGGUUUCAUACUUUAGGGCUAUUAACUUCUCACGGAUGAGUCGUUCUUACGAAGAGUCUACCUCGUUGCAAAGUCGAAUUAACGCCAUCAUUGCCCCUGACAGCCUCGUCACAGAGUCGCACCAAAAACACGUGCUUCAAGAUCUAUUGAAGAUUCCAUCAUCCAAAUACCUAAUCCUUGACAUCAGCCGUAAAAACGUGCUUAGGGAUGCCUUUGACCAACUCUGGCGACGGCAAGAACGCGAGCUUAUGAGGCCGCUAAAGGUCCACCUCGGAGAAGACAGUGGGGAGGAAGGGUUCGACUCUGGUGGUGUACAACAGGAAUUCUUCCGUCUCGCCAUUGCCGAGGCUUUAGAUCCUACGUACGGCGCCUUCGUCAUCGACGACAGGACGCGGAUGACGUGGUUUCAGCCCGGUUCUGUCCAACCGGAGUGGAAAUUCGAACUAAUCGGGCUGCUUAUGUCGCUGGCGGUUUAUAAUGGACUGACUCUUCCAAUCACAUUCCCAAAAGCCCUAUACCGCAAGCUUCUAGGUGAGCCCGUCACAGAGCUACACCAUAUCGCUGAUGGGUGGCCGGACCUCGCUAAUGGAUUAACCAACAUUCUUGAAUGGAAUGAGAAGGAUGGCUCUAUAGAGGACGUUUUCGUUCUAACUUACGAGUUUUCCACGUCCAUGUUUGGCCAGCCCGUCUCACGCGAAAUGGAGUCGUCGAAUUCGAUAUCCUGGCCACAAUUCUCCAGUCAUCCAGAGUCUAGUCCCCUCUCGGCAUCUAACCCGAGCGAUGCACCGCUAGUUACAGGCGAUAACCGUAACGCUUAUGUGAGCGACUACAUCCGAUACCUAACCGACGUCUCGGUCGCUCCCCAAUUCGACGCCUUUGCCCGUGGUUUCCGGGCUUGUCUGCACCCAAAGUCCCUACAACUCUUGACGCCAUCACUAUUACAAAAUCUCGCAGAAGGUUCGCAGGAGAUCGACGUCGGAGAGCUUCGCCGCGCGGCACGGUACGUUGGUUGGGACGCAUCGCAUCGUACCGUGCGCGACUUCUGGUCUAUUAUUAAAAGAUACGACAGCGAUAUGCGCCGCAAGCUGCUCGAGUUUGUCACUGCUAGUGACCGCGUGCCCGUCGGUGGUAUGGCCAACAUCCAGUUCGUUGUACAGAAGAACGGCGAGGAGGAAGGCGAACGUGGCCACUUACCCACCGCAUAUACGUGCUACGGUACCCUUCUGCUCCCAGAGUACCGUGACAAGGAAGUGCUCCGGGAGCGCCUAUCCAUGGCGCUCGAGAAUGCUCAAGGAUUCGGAUUCGCGUAAACCGCGCCGUGUAGCCAUAUGGCAUGGUAUUACAUCCUAGGUCAAAUAAGGAUAUCUAAUAGGGUAGUAUUGACAGUGGUGUACUUCCAACCGACCGAUUGGAAAUGCUGUAAGGGAGGAUAGAAAAAGUACCUAUGUUCGACACGUAAAUAUAUAGGCCUGGACAACCUAAAAAGGAAAUCAAAAUUAAAGAGAAGGUAUAAGUACCUAAGCAACUGUCUCGUUUAAAGUAUAUAUGAGGGGAGGGGGGGCGUAUAGGAAGGCAAAAAAGACCCUAGUUAUAAGUAGGACUUGGAGGGCGGGAUAUCACCUUACCUACUUCCAU